CACUCAUAUAUAUUCAAAACAAACGACAUAUAGUAAAAUUAGGAAUAGUAUUUUGCAAGAGAAGAUCCAAUGGCUUCGGCCUGGUUCCCCGUCGUUGUCAUCGUCCUCGCCCUCGCCAUCUCUGGCAGCACGGCGGCGGACACGGUGUACGACAUCCUGCGGUACUACGGGUUCCCGCCGGGGCUGAUCCCGACGGGCGUGGUGAGGAGGUACGAGCUGAACCCUAACACGGGGCAGUUCGCGCUCUACCUGAACACGACGUGCAGCUUCACGGCGUUCAACUACGACGUCCAGUUCCGGACCCAAAUCACGGGCGUCAUCCAGAAUGAGGAGAUCAUGAAUCUUCGCGGCGUGCAGGUCAGGAUAAUGAGCUAUUGGGCGACUAUGGUGUCCGUCGAGAUGGUGGAAGAAGACGAAGAAAUCGAGUUCUCCGUCGGCUACACGGCCGUCGAUAUGCCGGCUUUCUAUUUCUACGACGUACCCCAGUGCGGCUGUGGCUUCGACUGCCCUUAGUUCUUUUAUUUGCUGCCCAAAUAAAUAUUCAUGUCUAUUCAAACUUCUGUGUUUUAAAUAACCAAAUAUGGAUCUUAUAUUUAUCGUCUUUAUAUACCAUGUAAUCAUC
Molecule: messenger RNA, 622 nt
Organism: Salvia miltiorrhiza (redroot sage)
Lineage: Eukaryota; Viridiplantae; Streptophyta; Magnoliopsida; Lamiales; Lamiaceae
Exons: 1
Coding region: 70-513 (147 amino acids)
Source: RefSeq, a predicted model, not a curated record